Racocetra fulgida is the source of this 486-nucleotide messenger RNA. Lineage: Eukaryota; Fungi; Glomeromycota; Glomeromycetes; Diversisporales; Gigasporaceae. The record is from the annotation of a GenBank genome assembly.
AUAGGGUACAAAGAAGGAAUUGUAGAAGGUAAAGAUAUUACCAUUCAAGAAGGGUUCAAUAAAGGGUACGCUGAAGGAGCUAAUGUUGGAAAAGAGAUUGGUAGGUUAAGAGAAUACUAUACACCUCUACUCAAUAAUACUAAUGUUGAUGAAAGUAACAUUAUACUUCCAACUCAAUCCACUCUUGAUAAAUUAAAAUCUUUAGAAAGUGAACUUGCAAAUUUACCAGUUGAAAAAUUUUUCACAAAAAAUUAUUUUAAAGCAACUUUAUCAACUGAUUCGACAUGUAGUUGCUGUGAAAAGUCGGAUAGUACAAUGGAAGAUUGUUGUAAAAAUAAUAAUAACAUGAAUGAUCGUAAUGAAUCAGAAAGUUGCUUGUUGUCUCAACAGUCUUUAUCACAAAUGAAUUCGCCUGAACAAAUUUUGGAAGAAUAUCGUGAAAAAGUUAAAGCUUUAUUAACUGAAUUAGAAUUUAACAUAAAUUGA